Molecule: messenger RNA, 3151 nt
Organism: Vidua chalybeata
Lineage: Eukaryota; Metazoa; Chordata; Aves; Passeriformes; Viduidae
Product: basic proline-rich protein-like
Exons: 8
Coding region: 1-2157 (718 amino acids)
Biological process (GO): G protein-coupled receptor signaling pathway
Cellular component (GO): membrane; photoreceptor outer segment
Molecular function (GO): G protein-coupled receptor activity
Source: RefSeq, a predicted model, not a curated record
AUGGGAGUCCCGGGAGAAAGAGCCCCACCGGCGGCGUGUCCCGACGGGAAUACGGCUCCGCGCGUCGCCCCGGCCGCGUGUCCGGCGGCCGCGGGGACGCUCCGCGCCGCGCCCCGCGCGCAGAUAACCGCGCGGGCACCUGCGCGCCCCGCGCCCAUUGGGCGGCCGCCGCCCCGCGCCGCCAACACCGCCCAAUCGGCGGGCGGCGCGCGCCUCCACCCCGAUACGUCACGGCCGGACCGAGCCGUGGGAGCGCGCGGGGCUGCACGUGGCCGCGCCGCGCCCGACGGGACCCCCGGCCCCACCGCGGGGUCCGACCGGCCAGCCCGGCCCCACCGCCGGGUCCGCCAGUCCGCCCGGCCCCACCGCGGGGUCCGACCGGCCAGCCCGGCCCCACCGCCGGGUCCGCCAGUCCGCCCGGCCCCACCGCGGGGUCCGACCGGCCAGCCCGGCCCCACCGCCGGGUCCGCCAGUCCGCCCGGCCCCACCGCGGGGUCCGACCGGCCAGCCCGGCCCCACCGCCGGGUCCGCCAGUCCGCCCGGCCCCACCGCGGGGUCCGACCGGCCAGCCCGGCCCCACCGCCGGGUCCGCCAGUCCGCCCGGCCCCACCGCGGGGUCCGACCGGCCCCACCGCGGGGUCCGACCGGCCCCACCGCGGGGUCCGCCAGCCCGCCCGGCCCCGCCCCGCCGGCCGCUCUACCCCCGCCGGCCGCCAGUGGCUACAUCCGGAGGCGGCGGUGCCCCCCCACUCGCCGCGUCGGGCCCCUCCCGCCGGCGCCUCAUCGAACAGCCAGGCAAUGAGCGCCGGGCCCCGGCGGCCGUUCUGCCCCGGAGCAUUGAGGGGUAAUGCCCUCCCCGAUCGCUAUUCUGUUGGCAGCGGACGGAACAGUCACGGGCUUUGUAAGGAGAGCCUCAUCAGCUCUGUGCAGGCUCGUUUCCGCGACGCCUGCGUGGCCGCAGACGGGGCUGAUCGGCUCUUCCGGAGAGUCGUGGCUUCCGCCAGAGAUCGGGGACCACCCGUCCCGGGCAGGCAGGUGCCGGCGCGCAGUCAGCCCGCGGCUCGGUCUCUGCCACCUCGUGCCUCUCCGGGGCGUAGACCGCCGGGUUUGCUCGCGUCCCGCCCGUCUGCCUGCCCCAGUGCGGUGCUAGGGGCCAGCAGCGCCUCUGCCCGCCGAGCCCGCAGAUCUCGCGACUCUGAAUGCCGACCCCGCGGCGCUGAGCGGCUGACGAGAGGAACACCUCCCGCUCCGCCCGGCCGGGGCCGGGUGCUGAUCCAGACACGGGCAGCCGGCAGCCGCUCACCGAGGAGCGGCCCCGCCGAGACGCCGCUUUCUUGCGCGGGACCGAUGGAACAAGGCAUUGUAGCUCUCUGGUCUCUUGCUCUGCUGGCUUUUGAGCGGUACGUUGUGAUCUGCCGCCCGCUGAGAAAUGCACGCUUGAGGGGGAAGCAUGCAGCUCUAGGUAUUGUCUUUGUCUGGAGUUUUUCCUUCAUUUGGACCAUUCUACCAACAACUGGUUGGAGCAGUUACACCACCAGUAAGAUCGGGACUACUUGUGAGCCUAACUGGUACUCAGGAGCUUAUGCUGACCGUACAUACAUUAUUACCUUCUUCACCACCUGUUUUAUAGUACCCUUAUUGGUUAUUUUGGUAUCCUAUGGAAAACUGGUGCGGAAGUUAAAAAAGGUGUCAGAUGCACAAGGCAGGCUGGGAACUACCAGGAGACCUGAAAGACAAGUGACUAGAAUGGUUGUUUUUAUGAUCGUUGCCUUUCUAAUCUGCUGGAUGCCAUACGCUACCUUUUCUAUCCUAGUCACUGCAUAUCCCUCCAUUGAGCUGGAUCCUUGUCUGGCAGCAAUUCCGGCCUUCUUUUCCAAAACAGCUACCGUUUAUAAUCCAGUUAUUUAUGUCUUUAUGAACAAACAGUUCAGGCAGUGUCUGAUUCAAAUGUUCAGUUGCAGUGCCAUAGGAACUGCAGAGUCCAACAUGAACCUGACUUCAGAGAGAGCAGCGCUACCGCAGGACAGAAGAGGCAGCGAGAGGGCCCCCAUGGCAGUUCAUAGUACCAUUUCUAAGAGGAAAACUGGAGAUGAACACAGAAGCCGACAACCUUUGGCUCUGUUGACAGCUUCAGAAAACAAAAAGUGUCCCAUGUAGAGCGGGAGAUGGAUCAUUAAUGCAAUGCUACAGUGUAUUUCAUUGUUACGAUCACCUAGGAUAAAGAUUUGUUGUCGCUGGUGUCACUGUGGUCCUGUGGACACCAGCUUUGAGAUCCCAGGCUCCUCAGUGCGGGUAAGAGCUGCUUGGCUCUACGGGUGCAGUCAAACACCCAGCCAUAAGGUGAGUCCCUUCCUCCACUGCAUUUCUCUCAAACACCCAGCCAUAAGGUGAGUCCCUUCCUCCACUGCAUUUCUCUCAAAUACCCAGCCAUAAGGUGAGUCCCUUCCUCCACUGCAUUUCUCUUCCCAAUCCACAAUCAACUUGCAGCAGGUUGUGGCACCACACUACUGUGUGCCUCUCUCCCUCCACUCCUUAAGUGUCUGUUUCUGUUUAAGUCACAUCCUCACUGCUUUAAUUGGGCUGCUGAUUCCAGAAUAAAUUAUUAGCUUGUUACUACACCUCUGUUUUCAGAAGCAAGGACUAUAACACCAAUACUGCUUCUGUAAACAGUGAAAGCUAAUGGAAAUUGCCAGCUUUCUGUGUUGGUAUUCCAGCUCAUAUUUAAUUCACACAAUGAAGUGCAACAAUAUAUUUAGCUUUAGUGGAAUGUCACUUGCACAUGAAAAGCCAAACCAGGUUAUGAGUGUAAUAAAGACAGACUUCUGUUCUACAAAGUGUUUGGGAUCAUUGUAUGAAAUAUUGCCAAGAACUAAGCUUGUGCUAAGGCACAUUGGAAUUUUAAUCCUGUAUAAAAUCCAUCUUUAAUUGAAUGCAUUUUAGGAGAAAAGGCAAUGUAUUUAAAUGCUUUAGGAUAGAAAACCAUUAUUUCUAGAGAAGACAUUAGAACAAUGCCAGCUGGAGCAAAUAAUGUUCCAUAAUGGUAUAGAGAAGCUACACUAGCUCCAUCCUGUACAGGCCUUAGCUAUAGAAAUGUGAUAUGGAAUGAAUCAUACAUGGUUCAGUUUUACUUCCAAAAACUAGAAUUAUUUCA